Coccinella septempunctata (seven-spotted ladybird) is the source of this 2144-nucleotide messenger RNA. It is a transcript of the gene PAPLA1, whose product is annotated as SEC23-interacting protein. The transcript is spliced from 8 exons. The record is from RefSeq and is a predicted model, not a curated record. Gene Ontology annotation, molecular function: metal ion binding. NCBI's taxonomy places the organism in Eukaryota, Metazoa, Arthropoda, Insecta, Coleoptera, Coccinellidae. Bases 32 to 1960 code for a protein of 642 amino acids. Gene Ontology annotation, cellular component: COPII-coated ER to Golgi transport vesicle.
UACUAUUUAAAAAUCCAUUCCGAUCAGAACGAUGGAUAACGAGUUGAAGGCAGAAAAUUUCCUCUUAAACGGAGGGCAAAACGAAGAAGUCACCAACCAAACAUACCAGCCAGUUAAACAUCACUGGUUCUUCAAGAGAAGCCUCGACGAGUCAAAAGAAAUUUGGUUGCCUUUCAGUAAAAAGGAUAGUGCUGCACUUGAAGAGGCAUAUGUUUCUGAAAAACCAACUCCAGAAAAAAUCGUGGCCACUGAUGGUGGUAGAUUCGACGUCAAUAUAGAAUUAAGAAUCAAGACACCUGUUUACUGGAAAGGGGAACCCAUAGAAGUCAGAAGAUGCUCCUGGUUUUACAAGUCAUCGACCAGUGCCAAAUACCUUCCAUAUCAGGAACAUAUUGCUGCUAAUCUAGAGAUAGAAUACAAAAGCUGUUUUGACAAUAAGAAAUGGCACAAACGAAUUGAACUCCCGAGUAGGGAUACCAUUGUCCUCCAUUCCCAUGAUGUUAUAGUUCUAUUUCCACCCUCAAUUCCAACAGACGAUUGGAAUCAGACACCCACGCAAGAAAGGCCUAGAGUAGUUAGGAGGGGCGUUGAAGGAUUUGACAUAGAAGAGGGCGAGCUAGAAAAAGUAGAUCAUCUCCUCUUCAUGGUUCAUGGAAUAGGUUCAGUAUGUGAUCUCAAAUUCAGAACUGUUUAUGAAGUUGUUGAUGUAUUCAGAAGCACAUCACUCCAAUUAUUGAGGUCCCACUAUCAAUCAUCCUGUGAGAAAGGCACGGCAAACAGACUCGAAGUUCUACCAAUAAGCUGGCACGAUGAACUGCAUUCAGAAGACACUGGUGUUGAUAAGAGAUUAAAAAGCAUUACACUAGAUAGUAUGUCAACCUUACGUGAAUUCACGAACGACACAUUACUGGAUAUAUUGUUCUACACCAGUCCAUUAUAUUGUCAAAAAAUCAUAUCAACAGUAGGCAACGAAUUAAAUAGGUUAUUCGAACUUUUUAAGAAGAGAAACCCUAGUUUCAAAGGACGGGUAUCUCUAUGUGGACACAGUUUAGGUUCCCUUAUUCUAUUCGAUUUAUUAUCGCAUCAGCAAUCUCCUGAAAAAGAUUCGAAGGAAGCUUGCAACGCUGGUCAAAGUAUCAAACCUGAUAGGAGGAUAAGUCAUAUGUAUGGAGCUACAGGAGCUGGUAUAACAAGAAUUCAUUACCCCCAACUAACGUUUCAACCGAAAGCGUUGUUUGCUAUGGGUUCACCUAUUGGUAUGUUUGUCACUGUGAGAGGCCUAGAUUCUCUUGGCGAGGAUUUUGCACUACCAAAUUGCGAGAGCUUUUUCAACAUAUUCCAUCCCUAUGAUCCAGUGGCUUAUAGAAUUGAAUCGCUGAUUAAUCCUAAGUUGGCAUCAGUGAAACCAAUGCUGAUCCCUCACCACAAAGGCAGGAAAAGGAUACAUUUGGAAUUGAAGGAAACGUUAUCAAGAGUUGGCGCGGACCUCAAACAAAGGGUUGUCGACUCAGUCAAACAUACAUGGAACUCGUUAUUCCAGAUGGGAGUCGUCCCGGCUUAUGGGCCAGCCUUGGAAGAAGACACAAGGGUUAUAGAGGAAGAGGAGGUAGAAGAAACGAGUAAAAACAUCGAACCCGAACCACCUCUAACGGAAUCGGUUGGCAUACUCAACAAAGGUAGAAGAGUUGAUUAUGUGCUGCAGGAAUCUCCAUUCGAACUAUUCAGCGAAUACAUAUCAUCAUUAAGGAGUCACGUUUGCUAUUGGGAAUCCGAGGAUACAAUGCUUUUCAUUUUGAAGGAAAUAUACUCCACUAUGGAGGUGAAGCCAGAUAGCCAAAUACCACAGGCCACAAUGACGAUAGAAAGACCACUCGACGCUGGUAGUAGGAGAGGCUCUGCGGUCAUCACCACACCUCCAGUUUCAUCUCAAAUAGAGCAAAAUGUCAAUGGUACCACGUAGUUCAGGAUGCCUUCGUAGCUAUAAGUAAACAUUCAACAAAUAUUGUGAUGUAGCCUAUAUAAAUUUAUGUCUAAUGUUGUAAGUAAUUUAUACCGACUCCUUACUAUGAGAUUCAGUUGGAGAAUUUAGGAAGAUAUAGUGUCAAUUGUACUUAGAUCAUUUAAUAAUAAAGUUAUUUUUUUCA